Messenger RNA from Mytilinidion resinicola, 930 nucleotides. RefSeq lists its product as uncharacterized. Bases 1 to 930 code for a protein of 309 amino acids. The transcript has 4 exons. The record is from RefSeq and is a predicted model, not a curated record. Lineage: Eukaryota; Fungi; Ascomycota; Dothideomycetes; Mytilinidiales; Mytilinidiaceae.
AUGACGGAGGACCUAGCUAAGCGUCUACCACCUGAUGUCGAAGAGAACAUAGUGCAUAUCCAGCACUUGAAUAAGCUUCUAGCUAAGGCUGAUUCACAUGACCCACACCCCUCCAAACACUUCGCGAGAUCUCACCCGUCCUUCGCACCAACACCACAGCUCAACGUGCUCCUCUCUGCGAUCAAGAAAUCUCUCGACCUUCUAGAAGAUGCCUUCCGCGAACCUGGAGCGAAACGAGUGCGUCGCAACACGACCAAAGAAAGUGACGAGACAGAGAAGAAGACCUUCAUUGUGAAGCUACGAGCAGCCAGCUUGGCUGUCACCGGAGAGAUUGGAGACAUCCUCCGCGAAUCUGGAGCAGAACGAGCGCGCCGCAGCACAACCAAGGAAGGCGACGAGACAGAGAAGAAGAGCCUGAUGGUUAAGCUACGAGCAGCCAGCUUGCCUGUCGCCGAUCGGACCGGAGACUCGAGCCCUAUGGCGAAGUUGAAAUCCUCUGGCCUCUGCGCUGCAAAGCAAGGAGAGUCGAGCUCAAGCGCCGAGCCUGAAUUCGGCGAAGACGACGAUGACUGUCGGGAUCCUAUGAUCACUAUCUUCUGUCCGCCCAGAUACCGUAGCGGAAAGAUAGCGAUCAUCGGAUCUGGUCCGUUCAUCACUUCCAUGUUUGUUGGUCAGGAGGGGCAGCCUAGUUUGGAGUCGCUUCGUGGGAUUAUCACUCAACCACAAUUCGACCUCGCUACUUGGUUAUCGCUCCGCGUCACGGCUGUCGACCUAUACGGCUAUGCAAACGAGGACAGAAUGUUCAACUUGCCGGAGAAGUUCGCCAUCCAGCUGAAACAUACGGAUCACGAAGCCUAUCCGCAAUCGCCAGUUCUGCUCCUCUACAGCCUCGCCCCCCACGGCACCCUCUUUAUACACCAUGGAGCAUGA